GUUGAAUCUCUCUCUUCGCGCCCCUCCCUCUUUCUCUCAUCUUCAACUUUACCCUAAUUUCUUCAAUUCUUCAAAAAUUUGCUGCAAAUAUUGCCUCUUCUUCCUACAUCAUCAGAAAGUUUUUGAAUUGGUUGAGGAUUUUGUGCUGGCCUAGUGAUGGCUUCUAAGAAAAUAAUUGCAAUAUGUCAAUCUGGAGGAGAGUUUGUGACAAACAAUGAGGAUGGAACUUUGACGUAUACAGGUGGAGAGGCUUAUGCUUUGGACAUUGAUGACCAGACAGUUUUGGCUGACUUUAAGAAAGAAGUAGCAGAGAACUUUCAGUUUGCUACUGAAGGAAUGACAAUAAAAUAUUUUCUUCCUGGGAAUAAGAAGACUCUCAUUACUAUAUCUAAAGAUAAGGACCUCAAACGUAUGAUUAAUUUCUUCAAGGAUGCUGAUCAAGUUGAGAUUUUUGUAAUUUAUGAUGAAGCUGUUGUGAGAAAUGUGCCCAAUGUCUCUGCCAGUAGGUCGACAACUGCGUCAGAGGCAGCGCUUACUCCUCCCACCCCUGUGGAUAUGAUCCAUUGUGAUGAUCUGCUUGGUGCUAAUGCUUCCAUUGACACAACUCCCCUGUGUUCCUAUCCCGGCAACAAUGAGGAGAACAUGGAGAAGCAUCGCAGAGCAGCUUCGCAAUGGGAGAACACAAUAACUGGUGCGGGUCAAAGGUUCAAUAGUUUUGCUGAAUUUCGUGAAGCUCUGCAUAAAUACUCAAUUGCCCAUGGAUUUACUUAUAGGUAUAAGAAAAAUGAUAGUCGCAGGGUAACCGCUAAAUGCAAGGCUGAAGGUUGUUCUUGGUGCAUAUAUGCGUCAAGGUUGCCUACGACUCAGCUAAUAUGCAUUAAGAAAAUGAAUGCGAAGCAUACAUGUGAUGGAGCUGCUGUUAAAGCUGGGUACCGAUCAACGAGAGGAUGGAUGGGUAGUAUAAUAAAGGAAAAGUUGAAGGUCGCUCCGAACUACAAGCCCAAGGAUAUAGCAAAAGAUAUUGAGCGUGAAUAUGGCAUUCAAUUGAACUAUUCUCAGGCAAGGCGUGCAAAAGAGAAGGCAAGGGAGCAGCUUCAGGGUUCUUUCAAAGAGGCAUACAGUCAAUUACCCUUAUUCUGUGAGAAAAUUAGAGAAACUAAUCCUGGUAGUGUUGCUACAAUUGCUACUAAGGAGGACUCGAGUUUCCAUCGUCUGUUUAUUGCCUUUCAUGCCUCAAUAUCUGGUUUUCAACAAGGUUGCCGCCCUCUUCUUUUCCUGGACAGCAUUCUUCUCUAUGCAAAGUAUCAAGGAACACUUUUGGCGGCCGUAGGUGUAGAUGGAAAUGAUGGCGUUUUUCCAGUGGCCUUCGCAGUUAUAGAUGAAGAGACUGGCGACAACUGGCAUUGGUUUCUUUCAGAGCUUAAAUCUGUUGUCCCAACAUCCUGUCCAAUAACUUUUGUUUCUGAUUCCCAAAGAGGUAUAAGAGAAUCAUUGCAAAAUGUGUUUGGUGAGCAGUAUUACCAUGGCUUUUGUCUGCGUUAUCUUGCUGAAAAACUUAAUAAUGAUUUAAAAGGGCAGUUUUCACAUGAAGCCAGGCGCCUUAUGAUCCAAGAUUUAUACGCUGCCGCUUGUGCCUCAAAGCGUGAGUCUUUCGACCGGUGUGUUGAGAAUUUGAAAGCUAUCUCACCCGAAGUUUACAAUUGGGUCAAUAGAAGUGAGCCUGAACACUGGGCAAAUGCAUUUUUUGGAGGGGCAAGGUAUGGCCACUUGACAUCCAACAUCAGCCAGCUUUUUUAUGAUUGGGUAGCGGAGGUGAACGAGCUGCCAAUAACUCAAAUGGUUGAUGCAUUACGAGGUAAAAUAAUGGAAUUGAUCUAUACUAGGCGUGUUGGUUCCAGUCAGUGGGUUAUGCCAUUGACCCCUGUGAUGGAACAAAAACUUCAAAGUGAAACGUCACGAGCAAGGUUGCUUCAAGUGUUACCCUCACACGGGAGCACAUUUGAAGUGCGCGGUGAAUCUGCUGAAGUAGUUGAUGUUGAUCAGUGGGAUUGUAGUUGCAGAGAGUGGCAGCUUAACGGGUUGCCAUGUUGCCAUGCUAUUGCUGUUUUUGAAUGCCUAGGGAGGAGCCCCUAUGAUCAUUGCUCCAGAUACUUCUCAACUGAGACUUACCAUGUAACAUAUGCCGAAUCAAUUAACCCCAUACCUAAUCUCGAAAAACCAAUAAAAGGUGAACCCGAUAUGGACCAUGUGGCCAUUGUUGUUACUCCUCCACCAACAAAACGUCCACCUGGCCGACCAAAGAUGAAAAAGGUGGACACUUUUGACAUAGUCAAACGUCAGAUGCAGUGUAGCAAGUGUAAGGGUCUGGGCCACAAUAAGAAGACAUGCGGGAAGGUGAAUAAUAUCGAUGAAUCGGACCCUCUGCUACUCACAGGAUUGGUAACUGGAGAACUUGAAGGGAAUGCAGGAUCCUUGGUCUCAUCUUCUCCAAUGUAGUUAGAACUGGUAUAUUUAGGUACAUUUGAUAGAUAUCCUUUGGGACAAAAGUUGAUAGAAUGAUUUUUGGUAGGUAGCAUGGUGAUUUUUAUUUUUUUUUAAUUGUAGUUGGUUUUGUUAGUUAGAAUUUUUCGUUUAUGAAGUUGUGCUCGUAAAUUAAUUAUGAGAAAGCUUAUCCA
Nicotiana attenuata is the source of this 2675-nucleotide messenger RNA. RefSeq lists its product as uncharacterized. Gene Ontology annotation, molecular function: protein binding; zinc ion binding. The transcript is spliced from 4 exons. NCBI's taxonomy places the organism in Eukaryota, Viridiplantae, Streptophyta, Magnoliopsida, Solanales, Solanaceae. The coding region runs from base 157 to 2496 and encodes 779 amino acids. The record is from RefSeq and is a predicted model, not a curated record.